UAAGGCCUGGUUGGAAAUCUGUUUCUUAAUUUCUGCUUUUUGGCCAGGGGUUGACUGUAUCUCCUUCCCACAGUAGCAAUGCCUGUGGAUUUCAGUGGAACCUGGAACCUUGUCAGUAAUGACAACUUUGAAGGCUACAUGACAGCUUUAGGUAUUGACUUUGCAACACGUAAGAUAGCAAAAAUGCUGAAGCCUCAGAAAGUGAUCAAACAGGAUGGUGAUUCCUUUUCCAUCCAUACCACGAGCACGUUCAGAGACUACAUGCUCCAAUUUAAAAUCGGUGAAGAGUUUGAAGAAGACAAUAAAGGCCUGGAUAACAGAAAAUGCAAGAGCCUGGUUACCUGGGACAAUGACAAACUUAUCUGUGUCCAGGCUGGGGAGAAGAAGAACAGGGGCUGGACUCACUGGCUUGAAGGAGAUGACCUCCAUUUGGAGCUUCGUUGUGAGAAUCAAGUAUGUAAGCAAGUGUUCAAGAGAGCUUAAAUAUCAGCAUUGGUUCCAACACGGAAAGACAGCUCUAUACAGGAGGCCAUGUGAUAACUGGAAACGCAAAACCUGACUUCUUUCUACCUAAAUGGCUGAUGUUUCUGGCUCAGGAAAUAUUAUUUGUUGUUAGCAGUGUUAAAGACCCGAUUUUUGCUAAUAAACACAACAAACCAUCUUAAAUACCUGUCUUAUGAAUGAGUUUUGGAGGGGGGAAAAAUCCCAAAUCAUAAGCAAUAAGAUGCUCUGUAAUUAACUAGUCACCCAGAUCACAGCAAGGACCAUUUCCCCUUCCCUAAGGGUAUAGCAAGAUCAAACAAAACAGGAAGGACAGCUUAAACCUGUGUGACUCCAGGAAUGGUAAAGUUAAGAUUACAACCAAGGAUGUAACUUUACUAUUUCAGUAAAUAGUAAAAUGUCAGUAUGUGAAAUAAUUGGAUGCUAUCAGCACAUACAAAGAAUAAAAAUAAUGCUGCUAAG
Molecule: messenger RNA, 963 nt
Organism: Coturnix japonica (Japanese quail)
Lineage: Eukaryota; Metazoa; Chordata; Aves; Galliformes; Phasianidae
Gene: RBP7
Product: retinol binding protein 7
Molecular function (GO): lipid binding
Source: RefSeq, a predicted model, not a curated record